AUGAAGCUCCCAACCCUCAUGUUCAUGCUCCUAGGUUUGACUUCUUACACAAGUGCCUGUCUUCACGUAUAUGGCCACAUAAGGUGGGCGGACCAACCUGCUUUCGGCAUAAAUUACCAUUACUGGGACCUCCGCGUAGUAGACAAUGGCGUCAUGGUAUGCAACAGCCAAUGGGGCGCUCGAGUCGACAAAGGCGUUCAUCUGAACAUCAAUUGCCUACCAGGCUACAUCUGGAGCACCGAUGCGUCCGGCAAUAUCUUCUGGUUCAGGAACUCGGCCGAUCAGGUUACGAAGAAUGUAUACCGCGUUAUUAAGGAGCAGUGCUGGACUCCCUGUGGUAAUAACAAGCGGAUUGAGAUUGACAGGUGA
Molecule: messenger RNA, 369 nt
Organism: Cadophora gregata
Lineage: Eukaryota; Fungi; Ascomycota; Leotiomycetes; Helotiales; Ploettnerulaceae
Exons: 2
Coding region: 1-369 (122 amino acids)
Source: RefSeq, a predicted model, not a curated record